This is a messenger RNA of Gamsiella multidivaricata, 1231 nucleotides long. Its product is annotated as protein disulfide-isomerase. The transcript is spliced from 6 exons. The record is from RefSeq and is a predicted model, not a curated record. Gene Ontology annotation, biological process: protein folding. Gene Ontology annotation, cellular component: endoplasmic reticulum. Gene Ontology annotation, molecular function: protein disulfide isomerase activity. Bases 38 to 1144 code for a protein of 368 amino acids. NCBI's taxonomy places the organism in Eukaryota, Fungi, Mortierellomycota, Mortierellomycetes, Mortierellales, Mortierellaceae.
AACCCGCACACCCACAUCAUACAUCAACAUCAUCAACAUGUUGGGAAAAAAGAUUCUCUAUGGCGCCAUCGCCACUGUCCUCUCUUUCGCUGCCACAGUCGCUGCAGACAACGUCCUGGCCCUCACCCCCAAGGACUUUGACAAGUCUAUUGGCUCCACUCCAGCCCUUGUUGAGUUCUAUGCUCCUUGGUGUGGACAUUGCAAGAACCUUGCUCCCAUUUACGAGGAACUCGGUGAAGCCUUCAGCGGCAAGCAGGAUAAGGUGAAGAUCGUCAAGGUCGAUGCUGAUGCCCACCGCGAGCUCGGAUCCCGCUACGACGUCAAGGGUUUCCCCACGCUCAAGUGGUUCCCCAAGGGAGUCGAGGGCGAACCCGAGGAUUACACUGGAGGACGCGAUCUGGACUCGUUGUCGUCGUUCGUCACAAAGAAAUCGGGUGUCAAGUCUUCGAUUGUCAAGGUCAUCCCCGCGGUCACUGUCCUGACAGAUGCUACCUUUGAGUCGGAGGUCUUGAAGAGUGGAAAGAGCGCUUUGGUCGAGUUCUAUGCCCCAUGGUGCGGACAUUGCAAGAACUUGGCUCCUACCUACGAGAAGGUCGCCCAGGACUUUUCCAAUGACAAGAACACUGUUUUGAUCGCCAAUGUUGACGCCACGGUUGAGAAGAAGGUCGCUGACAAGUACGGCGUUACCGGAUACCCCACCAUCAAGUUCUUCACUGCCGACGGCAAGGUCGAGGACUAUAACGGCGGACGCAGUGAGCAGGACUUUUUGGACUUUAUCAACGCCAAGGCCGGUACCCAGCGUGUUGUCGGCGGAGGAUUGCAUCCUGAUGCGGGCCGCAUUGCUGAGCUGGAUUUGCUGGCCCAGCAGUUUGUAAAGUCGCAGGACAAGGACGAGAAGAAGUCGAUCAGCGAAAAGGCCAUUGAGGCGGCCUCGAAGUUGACGCAUGCGAGCGCAAAGUACUACGGCCGCUUCUUUGAGAAGGCCUUGUCGACGGAGAACUAUGCGGCCACGGAGGCUGCGCGUUUGGCAAAGAUCAUCAAGAACAAGUCUGUCAACAAGGCUCGUUUGGAUGAGUUUUCGAUCCGCCACAACAUCAUCACGGUCUUUAACGCCGUUGCUCCCUCGACCAAGGACGAGCUGUAAAAAAAAAAAGACAUAAUCUUCUGUGGGGAAAAACGAUCAGCCUUUUAGGAAGGAGUAAAAAUAAAGUUAUACUUGGUUAUAUUUUAA